UUGUCGCUGACUCUACUUGUUUUCAAUCACUUCAAUGGCAUCUCAACGCUAGAAAACGUCGGCUGCCUUUUCAGCGAUGAACUCUGCGAUGAUCUGGAAGUGUGUUUAGAUGACAAUGCGUUCGGACGGUGCGAACGAGUGGAAGACCUAAACGACGGCCAAACUAUCGCCACAUACCAGCACUCGCUUAACGACAAGACAUUACGGCUCCUGGAGAUCGAGAUGCAGAGGCUAUACGUCUCCGGUUAUCGAUGGGAUAAUGAAUACACUCAGUGUGUAAUCAAACAAAUACUAUACACUCAUCGACUGCGAAUCGAUUACGACCCGGGAUUGUGCUCACGGCUCCUACACUUAUCCUCGUCGCUCAUUGCGCCCGAGACGUCGAUCGAGUUGAACCGUAAAACGCCGGACAGGGAGAUGGCGAGCAUUGAGUUCAUACCCGACUACGAGACAGACUUCGCCAAAGAGAUCUUCUUGGGACUCAACGACAGGAAUCACGACAAGAAUGCCUACCAUUUCGAUAGUAAGCGGCGAAUGGAAAACAAAGUGGAAAUCGAUGACAAAGUGUUUGAGUUCUUGAAGAAACUCAUUGAACAACAAAUUCACAGCAAAGGCGGCGCCGGUUCACUUGAAUCGCCCGACCAUAAGAUCGCAGUCUUGGAGACGGAUUUGUCAUCGGAUUUGACUCAACAGCCAGUGUAUAGCGAGGGCGGUGUGGAGUGGCUGCCAAUUGAUGGCGAAGAUAGUGUGGUUGCGAUGAACACCGACUACAACAACAUCGACGACAACAGACUGCUAUCAGAUGUGGGAAAAUCGAUACUACAAUCAGAUUCACUGUUUACUGGUGGCGACGUCGACUCCGAUGACACGCCACUCGUUUUGGAGCCAAUUCACGGAGAUAGGGGUCGGCUAUCGUACCAUUGCUCACAUUUUAUGCCAUUAUAUCGUGGCUUAAUAUAA
Molecule: messenger RNA, 960 nt
Organism: Oppiella nova
Lineage: Eukaryota; Metazoa; Arthropoda; Arachnida; Sarcoptiformes; Oppiidae
Source: the annotation of a GenBank genome assembly